Messenger RNA from Linderina pennispora, 471 nucleotides. RefSeq lists its product as uncharacterized. NCBI's taxonomy places the organism in Eukaryota, Fungi, Kickxellomycota, Kickxellomycetes, Kickxellales, Kickxellaceae. The record is from RefSeq and is a predicted model, not a curated record. The annotation marks the transcript as partial. The transcript has a single exon.
GCGGGGCGCUCUCGCUGCGGGGCUCGGGGCACUCGCGAGACUAAAACGACAAAAAAAAACAUGCUUUAGUAGAUAUGAUUGAGACUGUUGCGUAGACAGAACAGAUCGGUGUAUAAUGAAUGCAGGGAUGGUGGUUAUAAGCGGAGCAAUGCGGUCCCUUUGUUGCCUAUGCGUUGCACUCUGCCAUCAACCUUCAGCUGCACCCAUUCCCCACCACCUGGCAACACCUUCCCUAUAUACAGGCACGCACUCCCCUUCUUCGCCUAUGCAUAUGCACGUCCCAGAUCGCAGCAUGUACACCCCAUGCCGUCGAUCGGGACAUACCAUAUACAGCAGGCUUGAAAGGGUGCCCGAUUGCAACAUCGCUAGAUAAGAGAAAUUCGACAGUGUCUGGAACUUACCAGGUGACCGGACUUGUUGCAGUUGAAGCAGGUCUUCUCGGCGCGCUCGUUGGUGCAGUCGGCGGCACGG